Messenger RNA from Bactrocera dorsalis (oriental fruit fly), 2023 nucleotides. Its product is annotated as techylectin-5B. The transcript is spliced from 4 exons. The record is from RefSeq and is a predicted model, not a curated record. The coding region runs from base 798 to 1928 and encodes 376 amino acids. Lineage: Eukaryota; Metazoa; Arthropoda; Insecta; Diptera; Tephritidae.
UUAAUUGAAUUUAAUUUAGGAAAAUAAAAAAAAACAACAUAAUUAAAUAAAAUUAUCAAGAAAAAGUUAACUUUAUUUUAGGAUUUAAGACGAAGAGCAACCUGAAGAGAUUCAAGAGCUGCCAUUUCAUCAAGAAAAAACAACGGUUUGGUGUGGUUUGUGGGCCGGUGGAAUCAUCGGUCCAUAUUUCUUCAAAAAUGAUGCCGGUAAGAACGUAACCGUCAAUGGCGACCGUUAUCGCGCCAUGAUAACCGACUAUUUGAUGUCUGAGAUUGAAGCUCGUGUUCUCGGCGACAAUUGGUUUCAACAAGAUGGACCACUUCCUACGCAUCACAUCAAUCAAUGGAUUUAUUGAGAGAACACUUCGGUGAGCAGAUAAUUUUACGUUUUGGGCCGGUCAAUUGGCCACCAAGAUAGUGUGAUAUCACACCGUUACAAUUUUCCUGUGGGGAUAUGUAAAGUCUAAAGUCAGACAAUCCCGCUUCGAGUCAGGCCUUGGAGCAAAAGAUCACAUUAAAAAUUAAAAAGUUUGUAGACAUAUAAACCCGACCCUGUACUCGAAGUUUUUAUCAGCAUUGCUAAUUAAUUCUAAACAAAAAACCUCAGAACAGCUGGCUGUAGGUAAAUGAAAAGCGUAUCGUGUAAAAUCUUAUGAAAGUGUUGUUGAGCAUUUCAUUCUAAAGUGAACCAGCAAAGUGGAAUGUUCUAAAAGUCUAAGUUGUACAAAGAACAGAACAAAAAUACUAGAAAUAAUAACAUCAAAACUUCACAAACCAACAACAUACUCUAACUUUGCCAUGUUCAUAAUUAGAGUUUUAAUUUUAGUAUCGGCUUUGUUCGCGUUCGAAACAAAUGAAUUUAUGCAGGGGAGAUGGUGGCUUUCAUAUUUGCCGCCGAGUCAUUCAAAAUUUUACGAGGCCGCUAUGAAGUUGAAAUUGAAUAAUACAAUAACGGCUGUAAAUGCAAAUUCCGCAAUAAUAAAACCAACUGCGGCUGACACAAUUAGUGUUCCAACAGUUAACGUUCCGGCAAAUAUAUCAGAGCUCGUAAUGGCUGAGGCACUAACAGCUUCCGCUCCAAACAUUGACACCAGUUCGCGUCCAUCAGAAGCUCAGCCAAUUGCAGUUCCUUUAAAUAACUUGACAGCACCGACAUCCUCAGCUGGGAAUUACUACAUUUUUAACUAUUUCUUCUCUAAAAAUGAUACCGUUGAGGCGAACAAAGAGAACGCUCCGGUUGAUAAAGAAAAUACAAACGAUGAAGUGGAUGAUGAUGCGAAAUACGGCAUCCUACCAGACUGUGCCAACGUUAACACAUCCAGUGUCUACUUGGUGCGUGUAGAGUUAUACAGUCAUCGUCCUUUCAUGGUCUAUUGUCAAGUUAUGGAUGAUGAUGACCACGCCUGGUUGGUAAUACAGCAACGUGACUUCGAUGAUCCACCAACCGACUUCAAUCGCAGCUGGGCGGAUUAUCGCGCGGGUUUCGGUGUAAUAGAUGGCAGUUAUUGGUUGGGCUUGGAGAAGAUUUGGGCCAUAACACACAGCAUGUUGCAUGAGUUGACCAUUUUAUUGCUAGAUUUUGACAACAGCUUUCGUUGGUAUCGCUACGAUGCCUUCAGCAUUGCGAGUGAGGAACAAAACUACGCUUUGAAUUUGUUGGGCCCAAAUGGUGGAUCGGCAGGUAACAGUUUGAAAAAGAGCAAGGGACAAAAGUUCAGCACCUACGACAGGGAUAAUGAGGAGAAGUGUGCGCAGAAGAUGCAAGCUGGUUGGUGGUACAAGGAUUGCGAAUUUGGAAAUCUGAAUAGUCCAUUCUCUAAACAAUUGACGGCCAACUAUGAGGGUGUUAUGUGGCCGACGCUUUAUACGGAUAAGCCGUUAAGCACCGUGAAAAUGAUGGUGCGCGCAAGGAAGUACAAUGGAAAGUAGGCUACAAAGGCUUAAAUAAGAAUUAUUUUUUACCAAUUUUCAUACUAGUUCCAAUAAAUAACUCCUUAAAUCUAUUAUAUCGAAGAAAAAAGUAA